Portunus trituberculatus (swimming crab) is the source of this 1288-nucleotide messenger RNA. RefSeq names its product balbiani ring protein 3-like. The transcript is spliced from 6 exons. NCBI's taxonomy places the organism in Eukaryota, Metazoa, Arthropoda, Malacostraca, Decapoda, Portunidae. Bases 113 to 634 code for a protein of 173 amino acids. The record is from RefSeq and is a predicted model, not a curated record. Gene Ontology annotation, molecular function: growth factor activity. Gene Ontology annotation, cellular component: membrane.
GGAAAGAGACUGGCAUAUUCUUAUAAAUUGUGAGUGGAGCGAGGCUGCGCAGUGCGCCACACUUGUCUGGCAGUAACAGUACCAGGUUUUGUCCUGCACACUGACGACGGCGAUGAGGAUCGUGCUGUUACUGACGCUGGUGGUAGCGCUGUGCCACGGAUUUACUCAAAAUUGCCCGGCUAAGAGUAGAGCUGAGAAGAAGUUUUGGUACAAGCAGUCACUUGUCACGCAUUGCAACAGGCCCACAGAUUCCUUGGUUCAACUGAAGGUUCCUGAUGGAUAUGACUAUGUGAAGCCCAGCGUGGUCAAGAUCAACCAGUGCUCAGGUCUCUUCUGCUCUGAAUACCCGAUGAAGUGCGUGGCAAGGAGUUUCCAAACCAAGACCGUGCAAGUGGAAGCCUUUAGAAGAGGAAGUCACUCACCCACGUGUGUAGAUGUCUCCUUGCAGGAACACACUGCCUGCGGGUGUAGCUGUGACAGGACUACUUGUGAGCCUAACGAGGUUUUUGAUGAUGAGACUUGCUCUUGUGUCUGUGACCCACGCCGUAAGCGUCAGUGCGAUGCUAGGCUGGCUAAGAAUGCCGAAGUGCGUUGGUCAGAGAGCCUGCGCCUGCCUGUGUAUCCACCGUAUUGAAUGUGGCAGCAGUAUGGAAUGGAACCAAUGGUUAUGCAGAUGUGAUCCCAAACAAUAAUUGAAGUUCGACUCACUUGGCAAGGAAGUGUUGAAAAGUCUGAAUAAAUUGUUCUGGAACACAUCGCACUAAACUGGAGGAGGACAAGGAGGAGGAAGAGGAACAGUACUGCAAAGCACAUCAGUAAUAAUCUUAAGGACAUAAUCUCUGUUAAGCAUCACACUCACAACUCAAGUUAUCUCGUGGUUUAGAUUGUUAGAGAGGUGGUUUACUUGAAGUUUGUAUUUACACUGAAGAUGUUUAUGACUGCCCACUCAAAGCUCUAGGAUCUGUACACUGCAGUUCUGUUUAGUCUAGAAGAGCUGGUGAGAAAUCAUUCUUCUCUAAUUGUGAUUCUGCAACUGUCAUGUCAUAUCAUGUUUAGUGCACGAGGUAAUGCUUCUCAGUUUUAAGCAGAGCGUUGUCGACUCUGCUAAGUACACUUGAAUGUUCGGCGAGGUGAGAGAAAUAAAGGAGAAAGAGACACAUGUCAAAGGGCGUUGAUUAGCGCGGCAUCGCUGUAAUGGAGGCCCAGGCACCAAUGUAUCAGUUCCUCCUUUGCUCGCCAGGUGGCGGGAGUUAGUAGGUAAUAAACUCAAGAUCAGCAGUUCGCAGCA